Molecule: messenger RNA, 702 nt
Organism: Necator americanus (New World hookworm)
Lineage: Eukaryota; Metazoa; Nematoda; Chromadorea; Rhabditida; Ancylostomatidae
Exons: 1
Coding region: 1-702 (233 amino acids)
Source: RefSeq, a predicted model, not a curated record
AUGAAGAACGCGCACUGCGAGGACGGAGGAGUACAACUUGAAGGCUCCCAAAUCGUGGAAACUCCGUCAUACGUAUACCUCGGACGUUCUAUGAACAUGGAAAACGACUUGAAGGAAGAACUGAAUAGAAGAAUGAGAGCAGCAUGGGCAGCAUUCGCAGCCGUCAGGGAAGCUACGGACCAACUGACGGACCAUGAUCUUCGUGCCCAUCUGUUCGACUCGACAGUCCUUCCAGCGCUCUGUUACGCAGCGGAGACGUGGGCAGACACCGCGGCCACGUCUAGGAAGCUACUUACUACCCACAGAGCCCUUGAGAGAUGUCUCCUGAAGUUUAACCGGCGCACACAACACCUUGCCGGUCUUCGUAGCUCCGACUUAAGAGGAAUGUCCCGUCUUCGCGACCCAGCGGAAUAUGUAUCGAAAGCAAAACAUAGAUGGGCCGGUCACAUCAUGAGAAGAAUCGACGAUAGAUGGACUAAAAGAACGCUAGAGUGGAUCCCAAGGGACGCUAAACGCCCCAGAGGGAGACCGCCAACGAGAUGGAGUGACGUGUUCGCUGCACGGAUGGACCAGCUGAGAGCUCAGCUGGAUACGGCUCAAGGACCUCGUCAACGUCACUCACGAAGCUUGAGAACAUCUUGGAUGACAAUGGCGAGGGAACGAAACGAGUGGAAGAGAUGCUGGGGCCCGCACGUCGAGUGA